This is a messenger RNA of Scomber scombrus (Atlantic mackerel), 927 nucleotides long. RefSeq names its product MAP6 domain containing 1 (gene map6d1). Bases 1 to 927 code for a protein of 308 amino acids. The record is from RefSeq and is a predicted model, not a curated record. Gene Ontology annotation, biological process: regulation of microtubule cytoskeleton organization; microtubule cytoskeleton organization; cytoskeleton-dependent intracellular transport. Lineage: Eukaryota; Metazoa; Chordata; Actinopteri; Scombriformes; Scombridae. Gene Ontology annotation, molecular function: microtubule binding; calmodulin binding. The transcript has 3 exons. Gene Ontology annotation, cellular component: microtubule; cis-Golgi network; Golgi-associated vesicle.
AUGGCUUGGCCGUGCAUCAGCAGAGUGUGCUGCCUGGCUCGGUUUUGGAACCAGUUCGACAAAUCGGACCUCUCAGUCCCGCUCACCAUCCAGAACUACUCGGACAUCGCCGAGCAGGAGGUGCGAUCAGUGACCAAACAGGUCUCAACCCCGGAGCCGCGCGCUGCCGGCUCCCCUCAGGCGCCCGCAGAUGGACCGGGGACCCGGGGAUCUUUCAGGGUACGGAAAGAGCCCAGUUACAAGCCCCGGGAGGAUUACCACCCGCCCGGCGUGCCUUUCCCCAGCGUCACUCAGUACAAGCAGGAUUUCAAACCCUGGCCCAUUCCCAGGAAGGAUAAUUUCCCUUGGAUUAGUAACGGGGGGAGCAGGAGGGACAGUGUGUCGGACAGCCCGGCGAACAGUUACCACCACAGCCAGGCUCAGCAGGGGGAGAGCCGGGGGGAGAGAGAGGAGCGGGGCAGGGGGCAGAGAUGGGGGGAGCAGCAGCAGGUGAUGGAGGAGAGCAAAACCAGCUCCUACAGGCAAGAAUACAGGCCAUGGACAGGGGUGAGACCAGCCAAAAGUGCAAGAAGAAAUCCACCGGCUCAAUAUUCCAGCCCUAGGACAGAGGCUACCCAUUCCCACUGUGAGACCAGCUACCAGGCUGCCUACAGUGGGGAGGUCCACAGGUCUAUAGGGCUGCAUCAGGGAGAGAACGUAAUCCCCUCUGCUAGCACCAACAUACAGCCUGCCUCUGUCCCCCAGCCCAUCCCUUCUGCCCUGCAAGCCGGCACUACACACAGCCUCUCGAGCCUCCAGCAGAGCAUCCUGCCUGAGAGGACCGAACUCAGUGGAACAAGCAAGGGAGAGGAACAUCUGGUUAGGACCAAGCUCCCUCCAAACCCUUCUGCUGUCUUUCAAAGUGGAUCGAGGGUCUUAAACAUCUGA